GUUCUCUCUCCAUCUCUUGCAGAAUAAAUCACUGCAGUAGAUACAGCCACAGCUGCAUUGGAGAAAUUCCGAUCAUUUCCAAGUUGGUAUAGGUUUCUGAUUGAAACUUAAAAACAGUUCAACCAUGCGUGAAAUUGUGCAUAUCCAAGCUGGACAAUGCGGCAACCAAAUCGGGGCAAAGUUCUGGGAGGUGAUCUCUGAUGAACACGGCAUCGACCCUACCGGUACCUACCAUGGCGACUCUGACCUCCAGCUCGAGCGCAUCAACGUCUACUACAAUGAGGCUACCGGCGGCAAGUACGUUCCCCGAGCCGUGCUCGUCGAUCUCGAGCCAGGCACCAUGGACUCGGUCCGGUCAGGUCCAUUUGGUCAGAUCUUCAGACCAGAUAAUUUCGUCUUUGGCCAGAGCGGAGCAGGGAACAACUGGGCCAAGGGUCACUACACAGAGGGCGCUGAACUUAUCGAUUCUGUGCUAGAUGUUGUCAGGAAAGAAGCAGAAAGCUGUGACUGUCUUCAGGGAUUCCAACUGACCCAUUCGCUUGGCGGAGGCACUGGUUCUGGCAUGGGAACCCUUCUGAUCAGCAAGAUCCGUGAGGAAUACCCAGACCGCAUCAUGAACACAUUCAGCGUGGUGCCAUCUCCUAAGGUAUCUGACACAGUUGUUGAACCUUACAACGCUACCCUAUCCGUCCAUCAGCUCGUAGAAAACACAGAUGAAUCUUUCUGCAUCGACAACGAAGCCCUCUACGACAUCUGCUUCCGUACCCUGAAGCUCACCACACCCACCUAUGGUGAUCUGAACCAUCUUGUCUCUGCAACCAUGAGUGGUGUCACAACCUGCCUCCGAUUCCCUGGCCAACUCAACGCCGAUCUCCGCAAACUUGCCGUCAACAUGGUUCCCUUCCCACGUCUUCACUUCUUCAUGCCUGGCUUUGCUCCUCUCACUAGUCGUGGUAGUCAGCAGUACCGUUCCCUCACCGUACCCGAGCUUACCCAACAGAUGUUCGAUGCCAAGAACAUGAUGGCUGCCUGUGAUCCUCGACAUGGACGCUACCUGACCGUUGCUGCAAUCUUCCGCGGUCGUAUGUCCAUGAAGGAGGUUGACGAACAGAUGCUCAAUGUCCAGAACAAGAACAGCAGUUACUUCGUAGAAUGGAUCCCAAACAAUGUCAAGACCGCUGUCUGUGACAUCCCUCCCCGUGGUCUUAAGAUGGCUGCCACUUUCAUUGGCAAUAGCACCGCCAUUCAAGAACUUUUCAAGCGUAUCUCUGAGCAGUUCACCGCUAUGUUCAGACGAAAGGCCUUCCUUCAUUGGUACACUGGUGAGGGUAUGGACGAGAUGGAGUUCACUGAAGCUGAGAGCAACAUGAAUGACUUGGUGUCUGAGUAUCAGCAGUACCAGGACGCCACCGCAGAAGAAGAGGGCGAGUUUGAAGAGGAAGAAGGGGAAGAAGAAGCAUGAGCGCAUGUUUAUUAUAAAGCAUAAUGAUUGUAAAACUCAAUAUUGAAUAUCUAUAUACGUUUUCAUGUAAAACAUUUUAUUUAAAUGAAAGUACUAAAGUAUGCCCAUCAUGACUUCGGAGAUCUUCUCCUUCUUUCAUCAGUAACAUGAAUCAACGCUUUGUUUCAACGCGCCCGGAACGUAAUCACGUAAACUGGUGAAUGUCUUCGUUCUCUUGUUCUUUUCCAAUUCUCUCUUUCUCGAAUUGUCUUCUCGAUACUUCAAUAUUUCAUCAUUCAAUAGUCAUGUGGCUGAUUUCUUUUACAGUACUUGAAUGUCUAAAGAUUUUUAUUUUACAGAUUGUUCACUAUUUAUAUAUAAAUUAAACUUUGCUUUUACAAAUUGCCAGAUCACAUCGAUAUACUGCUUAUUAUAUAGUUACAUCUAUCGAUGUUUUAAGUGCAUGAGGUAAUAUAUUGUAAUGUAUAUUGUAAACAACGUUUGCCCUGUGGUGGGAAUAAUGUUUCCUUCAUAUUGUAUUGAUAAAGCAAAUGUGCAAUACGUCUUUUUUAAAUCAAAUCAACGUAAGACAUUUUGAGUUCAUUCAAUAAAAUUAUAACACUUAAAUUUAAAAGGUUAUAAAAUGUUAUUGAUACCCACUCAAAGAAAAAAAAACUAUCGUAAAACCUAAGUUUACAAAAGUAAUGUUUCAGGUGAAGAUUUGUAUGACAUAAGAUUCGACCAAUUAUUAUGAAUAUUAGCUUGAUUGAAAACGCCAAAGGGUUUCUUUCGGCUCGAGAAAAUAAUCAUCUUUAAUCAUGAUGACCGUUACAUUGUAAAUGUCGAUAUUCUUCAUUUCCAGUCCGUGCGGCUUCUGUCAAGUAAACACUGUGUAACUUGUGAAAAUAAAUGGCGA
Lytechinus variegatus (green sea urchin) is the source of this 2357-nucleotide messenger RNA. Its product is annotated as tubulin beta chain-like. Gene Ontology annotation, molecular function: GTPase activity; structural constituent of cytoskeleton; GTP binding. NCBI's taxonomy places the organism in Eukaryota, Metazoa, Echinodermata, Echinoidea, Temnopleuroida, Toxopneustidae. Gene Ontology annotation, cellular component: cytoplasm; microtubule. The record is from RefSeq and is a predicted model, not a curated record. The transcript has 3 exons. The coding region runs from base 125 to 1462 and encodes 445 amino acids. Gene Ontology annotation, biological process: microtubule cytoskeleton organization; mitotic cell cycle.